Molecule: messenger RNA, 973 nt
Organism: Naegleria gruberi
Lineage: Eukaryota; Heterolobosea; Eutetramitea; Acrasida; Naegleriidae
Exons: 1
Coding region: 1-903 (300 amino acids)
Cellular component (GO): proteasome core complex
Molecular function (GO): threonine-type endopeptidase activity
Source: RefSeq, a predicted model, not a curated record
AUGCUCUCAUUCCCAUCAACAAAGACAACAAAAUCAUUCAAGCAAGGAGCAAACUUGUCGAGUGUAUUAUCGAGUGAUUUUACUUCACUUUCUAUUGGACCUCAAGAUGAAGAUAAUGUUAUUCUUCAAGAUCCUUGUUUAGAUAUUUCAUACGGAUUGGAUGGACAACAAGGAUUUGCUCUUCCACCAUCACUCAAUAAUUCUGGUUUUAUACAUCAAAAGGAAAAAUUGGAAAAGACUUAUGCCAAGGGUACUACAACAUUAGGUUUUGUAUUUAAUAAGGGUAUUGUGAUUGCAGUCGAUUCCCGUGCUUCUAUGGGUAAUUACAUUUCAUCACAAAAUGUUAAGAAGGUCAUUGAAAUCAAUCCAUACCUUUUGGGAACUAUGGCUGGUGGUGCUGCUGAUUGUCAAUUUUGGGAACGUUAUUUGGGUAUGCAAUGUAGAUUGUAUGAAUUGAGAAAUAAGCGUCGUAUUUCUGUUGCUGCUGCAUCAAAGUUGCUCAGCAAUAUUGUAUAUCAAUAUAAGGAUCAUGGACUCUCUAUGGGUACUAUGAUUGCUGGUUGGGAUCACACAGGUCCAAACUUGUUCAUGGUUGAUAACGAUGGUACUCGUUUGAAGGGAACAAGAUUCUCAGUUGGUUCAGGAUCAUUAUAUGCCUAUGGUGUUUUGGAUCAAGGUUAUCGUGCUGAUUUGACAGAAGAAGAAGCUUGUGAAUUAGGUCGUCGUGCUAUUUAUCACGCUACUCACCGUGAUGCUUACUCUGGUGGUAUUAUCAAUGUAUAUUUGAUUCGUUCUGAUGGUUGGACAAAGAUUUCCAGCACUGACAUGAAUGAAUUGCACUAUGGUAAAUAUGCUCCUGAAAAGGGUAUUUUGGACAAUGUUCCAUUGCUCGAUGGCAAUUAAACUCUCUUCAUCUCUCUCAGAUGAAAAUGUAAUGUAUAGUUUGUAUCAAAUAAAUUCACUGUUACCAAUU